GUAGAAAUAAGACUUAAUAUGUACUCUCUGACUUAUCACUGCAAUUUAACUGAAAUUUGUUUAUUUUGUAGUCACAUUUUAGCACUCGUGGAAAAACACAACUGACUCAUUUGUCAUUUCUUUGACAUGUAUAUAAUUCGUUCACACGACAAACACGAGUAUGCGACGUGAUUUUGACAUAAACAUAAAGAGACGUACCCUCUUGCGUUGCUCGAAACUUUAAACAGUGUCAGUUAGGUUUAGCGUAUCGUUUCGACCAUGACUACGUUUCAAACAAAUUUUACGUAUGGCUCUUUUGAAAGAAAGUAGAAAUGUUUAUUAAGUAAAAGCUAAAAUCUCUUGUUGGAUUAAAACACUGCAUGUUUAAAUAAGCGUCUUUACUGAACAACAUUUGAAUAAAUGUUACGACGUAUUACUUGACAUAUAAACAUAAGUUUUAAUUAAAGUGUUGAGGCUCAAAUAUAUGGUAUACUUUAUGAUUAUUGGUGACUAUCUUUGAAAUCGCGACAGUUGAGAACAAGAAGUUCCGAUAUAAAUUUGUAGUUUGUGUUACAAAUUUAACACACUAUGGAGAUCUAUCGUUUUUUUAUAGUUUCUCUGAUAGCUCUAACAUACGGACACGUUACGUUUGGCCAUCCGGCGACGAACAGGCAAUAUACGUUAUGCGCCACUGAUACAUGUAUAAACACAGCGUCAGAGAUGUUGGCCAAACUCAAUCGUACCGUUGAUCCAUGUAACGAUUUUUACAAAUUUGCUUGUGGUGGAUGGUUACAACAUAAGCAAGCGAAUGUGUCAUUUUCUGAAAUUAAUUUUUUGUCAGAGCUUCGAAGGAAAACAAUGAACCAGCUUCGAGAAAUCUUAGAAGCACCGGCUAAGCCAAGCGAUACUACGUCUUUACUAAAAGCGAAACGUAUAUUCACGCAGUGCAUGGAUAAAGAAAAUAACGAAAUGUUCGGUAUAAGUAACUUGAGCGCCAUUGUAAAUAGCUACGGCGGAUGGCCAAUAGCUAUGUCUCGUCACGAAUGGAAUAAAAAAAAUUUGACUUGGCAAAAUGUUAGCUCCAUUUUGCAUAAAAAUGAGUUUGACAACGGCCUUUAUAUCGUAGAAGUAUCUCAAGAUUUCAAGAUCGCCAACAGCAACGUUAUCUAUAUAUUUGAACCUUCUUUUUCUUACUCUCGAGACGAAAUGAUUCAGUUAAACAACAUUGUUUCGCAAAAAACAAGUUUAAUAGUCAAAAUUGUAAAGGUUGCAAAAAAACUUAUAAACAGAACGGUAGAAAUCGAUAACCUUUUUCGAGAUGCGCUUGACAUCGUGCACUUUGAGAUGAAACUAGCUUACUUGACAGGAAUAAUUGAGGAAACCUCGACAGACGUUGAUACAUUUAUUCCAUCAACAAUCCAAAAAUUGCAAGAAAAGUACGACAAGCAACAUCCCGGAACGAAAGGGAGGAUUGACUGGCAUUCAAGUAUUCAGGAAUUGUUUGCAUCGCAAGGAAUCGCGAUUGAACCGUCUGAAAAGCUUCUCAUACCAGCGUAUAAUUAUCUUAUCAAUUUGGUACCGUUGUUAGAGCGAACACCGCCACGUACUAUUGUUAAUUUCAUGAUAUGGACUUUAAUCAGAACGUUUUCUAACUACAUCAAACCACAAAAAGAAAGUGGCAUUGCUCGCGUCAUAAUGGGUGCAGUCGGCGAACAAAUAGGAGUAAACGAUACAAGAUGGAUGAAUUGUGUCAACACGAUCAAUUUAAAAUCUGCUAUUUCGCAUGAAUAUAUAAAAAAUUACAUAUCGCCUGAAACUAUACAAGACAUCACAGAAAUAAGUACGGAUAUUAAAAGUGUCGUUCAUCAACAAAUAAGAAACACUACAUGGAUGGAUGAGCCUACAAGAGAUGCUGCUCUCGAGAAACUCGAGUAUAUGAAGUAUGAUUUUAUUAAGCCCGAAUGGUUCAGCGACGAAGCUAUUGACAGAUAUUACCAAGACUUUAACGUCAGUACGGGAUAUCUCGAAACCAUUAUAAAUAUAUUAAAAUUCGAAAAGAAGAAAAUGAUGAACUUGCUGAGGACACCCGUAGACAAAAAACAAUGGUUAUUCGAACCGACAGAACUAGAAGGAUACUACAGUCUGUUUUUCAAUAAAAUUGUUUUCACUGCUGCUUUCUUACAAAAUCCAGUAUAUGAUAGAAAUCGUGUUGCAUUAGUAAAUUACGGGACGCUAGGAGUUCUUAUUGGACAUGAAAUCAAUCAUGCUUACGAUACUGACUGUCGCAAUUAUGACAAAGAUGGCACCAAAGUGGAAUGGUGGACUCAAAAGACAAACAAAGAGUAUGAAAAUAUAACGCAAUGUUUUAUUGACCACUACAACAAGUAUCUGGUUCCAGGACAAGAACAUGAGAAUAUUCAAGUGAAUGGACAACAGACGCUCGAUGAGAACAUGGUAGAUUCUGCUGGAAUUGUUGCUGCAUAUUACGCGUACAAGAACAGAAAAGCAAGACUGAAUGAAACAGAUUGGCGGCUGCAAGGACUGGAAGAUUACAGCGAAGAUCAAAUCUUCUUCUUGACUUAUGCUCAAUUUCUCUGCGAAAGUGCUUUGCCGGAACAAAUACGAGAAGCAAUUCUUUGGGACGUCCAUUCUGUAAAAGAAAUUAGGAUUCGCGGUAGCUUUUCGAAUUCUCGUGAAUUCUCGAAAAGUUACAAUUGCUCUUUGGGAACUCCAAUGAAUCCAGAGAAAAAAUGUGCCCUUUGGUUCUAA
This is a messenger RNA of Pseudomyrmex gracilis, 2748 nucleotides long. Its product is annotated as neprilysin-like. The record is from RefSeq and is a predicted model, not a curated record. The coding region runs from base 568 to 2748 and encodes 726 amino acids. Gene Ontology annotation, molecular function: metalloendopeptidase activity. Gene Ontology annotation, biological process: protein processing. Lineage: Eukaryota; Metazoa; Arthropoda; Insecta; Hymenoptera; Formicidae. Gene Ontology annotation, cellular component: plasma membrane. The transcript has 20 exons.